AAGAUGGAUCAUAUAAAGAAAAAAAAAAAAAAAAAACUAUUGACAAAAUCAAGUUAUAGGAAGCACAGAAGUUUCAUUGGAGCUCCGCUUCCCGCUUCGGAAUCGGAGUUAAGCACAUAAGCUUCAUUGAAGCUUCGCUUCAACCGUAACAGAACCAAAAUCCACCGAGUAAAAUUUUAAAACUAAUAAACCAAAACUUUCUACCCGAGAAAGAGGGUUUUAAACCUUCUAUUUGUAGUCGUGAGGCUGUCGAAUAAUAAAGUUGACUUUAUCUAAAUUUGAACUAAUGACUUUGGGAGCGAAGACUUUUACAAAAAAAUGUCAUACAAAACAGAAAAGAGAGAGAGCGAUUAAAAUCUUAAGAUCGACGACAAUUCCACUUCCCAUGGCGGUUUCCUCCUUCUCCGACGAAGAAAUCCCGCCGCAGCACCAAGUGUUCAUCAACUACAGAGGAGACGAGCUACGAAAAAGCUUCCUCGGGUUUCUCGUGAAGGCCAUGAGAGACGCGAACAUCAACGUCUUCACAGAUGAGAUCGAAGUCAAAGUGAAGAUGAAGGAACGGAAUGAUCAAGACAAGCUCGUUGUCAUUCCCAUCUUCUAUCGAUUGGAUGCUAAUAACUGUAAAAGACUGGAGGGACCUUUCGGCGAUAAUUUUCGGAAAUUGGAGAGAGAGUAUCGGAGUGAGCCUGAGAGGAUCAAGAAAUGGAAAGAAGCUUUGAUAUAUAUUCCCCAAAAGAUUGGCUUGACUUCGGCAGGACAUAGGUAUUACAAUUCAUUUCGGCUUUUGCAUUUAGGGUUCCGAGAGAAAAACAGUUGUCAGUAG
Arabidopsis lyrata subsp. lyrata is the source of this 823-nucleotide messenger RNA. RefSeq names its product vesicle-associated protein 1-4. The record is from RefSeq and is a predicted model, not a curated record. Gene Ontology annotation, biological process: signal transduction. Lineage: Eukaryota; Viridiplantae; Streptophyta; Magnoliopsida; Brassicales; Brassicaceae. The coding region runs from base 287 to 823 and encodes 178 amino acids. The transcript is spliced from 3 exons.